Ichthyophthirius multifiliis is the source of this 762-nucleotide messenger RNA. RefSeq lists its product as hypothetical. Gene Ontology annotation, biological process: endoplasmic reticulum to Golgi vesicle-mediated transport. Gene Ontology annotation, cellular component: trans-Golgi network; membrane. The transcript has 4 exons. Lineage: Eukaryota; Ciliophora; Oligohymenophorea; Hymenostomatida. The record is from RefSeq and is a predicted model, not a curated record.
AUGAAUAAUUUAAAUAAAUCAAAUAUGGAUGCUAAAAGUAUUUAUAUAUAAAACAAAAAAAUCAUUAGUCUUUAUAUUUAUAUAACAAAGAUCCUGGUAAUUUUUUAGCAAAUAUAAGUAUUAUUAAAAAUUUUAAUAAUGAAAUCGAAGAAUAAUAUGAUACUUUAGAUGAGCCUGUUUCAAAAACAAUAGUAUUAAAUUAAAUAUAACAAAAAUAAAUUAAAAUAAGGAAUAAAAUUUUUUAUCAAAUUAAUUUAGAUCCGAGAUUUAAGAAUGAUAGCCCAUAAAUUAAGAUAUGUAUUAAUACCUGCUUUAAGAGAAAAUGAUGGAAGAUAACUAAGAGAAUGGGAUUUAUGGGGUCCAUUAUUCUUUUGUUUAAUUUUAGCAUUUGUUUUAAGCUUAAGUUCUGAUGAUAAUACAAAUAUAUUUUCAAUAAUAUUUAUUCUUGUAUGGGGAGGUUCAUCAAUUGUAACUUUAAAUGUAAAUCUUUUAGGAGGAAAUGCACAUUUUUUAUAAAGCUUAUGUGUUCUAGGAUAUUGUAUUUUCCCUAUUGUUAUUGCUUCUAUUAUAAUUACAGCUUUUAAAUUCAUUGUUUAAAAUUUUAUUUAUAAACUUAUUGUUGUGGGUAUAUCUUAUUUAUGGUCUAGUACAUCUUCAAUUGCUUUCAUGUCAAGUAUUUUACCUUAGGAAAAAAAAGUUUUAGGGGUAUAUCCUAUAUUUUUAUUUUUUUUAUUUGUAGCCUGGUUUUGUUUAUUUAUUUGA